CACGUUAGUCUCCUGCAGCAGAUCCCUCACUAGCCCUAGGGUUUACUUUCCUUUCAGGCUUUCUCUUCCUUCAGAUUUUUCGUUUAAUUUCAGUUUCCCCCCCUAAUUUUACAUAGAGGAGGAAGAUCUUCGUGCUGACUUCAAAAUUAAAAAACCUGUGGGAAUUUUGAUGGAUUGAGUUUGGACAUUUUAUCUUUAUGAUGCAGGAACCUGAGUUAAGUUUUUGUGGCAAUUCCGAGGGGACAAAAUUGAUGAAAUUAUAUUUUAGGGUUUUUUGGUUUGGAGAAAAGGUUGCGUUUUUUUUCUCGUUGAAGAUCAGACUUAGGGUUUGGUUUUUGGUGGAGAUUUGAGUUUGGAAUCCCAAACUUCGAUGCUUUUUUAUUACUGCACCCUUCUGGAUAUCUAGAGAAAGUCGACACUGUUUAGCAAUCCCUUUUUUGCAGCAUAUUGUUGUGAAAAGAUUUCUAGUUGGUGUCGAGCUUGAAUUUUAAGGUUCUGGGAUCUUCUGUCGAAGCUUUUGAAUGGUUUGACUUUGUAAGUGUCUGGGAAUUUGGGAUUACUUUGCUGUAGUUCACUUUGCAGUUUAGUUUUUUGAAAUGGAUAAUUCAAAGAAUCGGCUUAAUGAUCAUCUUGGCGUGAACAAAAUGGGCAAGAAUAUAAAGAAGAGCCCAUUGCAUCAACCUAAUUUUGCUAAUAAUGCAGCUAGGCAGCAGCCUCAGCCCCAGCCCCAGGUUUACAAUAUUAGCAAAAAUGAUUUCCGGAAUAUUGUUCAACAGCUCACCGGUUCGCCUUUGCAUAAUGAUCCUUUGCGAAGGCCCCCACAGAAUUCUCCCAAACCCCAAAGUAUGAGGUUGCAGAGAAUUAGGCCUCCACCAUUGGCACCAAUCAAUCGGCCUCGUAUUCCUCCUCCCAUUCCAGCCCCUGCUCCCGCCCCCGCUCCUUCUCAUGCACCAGCUCCUGUUCCACCUCCGGUUCCUUAUAACACUGGCUUUGUUAGACCUGGUCAAUAUGGACAGCCAUUGCCUACAAUGUUGCAACCUAUGGUUCCUGGAGAUGCUCGAUGGGCAAACACAGCUGAAUCUCCUAUAUCAGCUUAUAUGCGAUACCUUCAGACUUCUCUUAUAGAUCCAAGUCCAGUUGGAAAUCAAGGCCAUCCUCAACUACACCCUCGAGUUCCAGGGCAGCCUAAUGCUCCACCAACAUCUUCCGGUUUACUUCCUACUCCACCGAUGCCGGCAAUCCCUUCCCCAAGAGGAGUAAAUGGUCCACCAAUGAUGCCUAAUCUCCCUUCUCCACGAAUGAAUGGUCCCAUUCCACGAAUGCCCAAUCUUCCAUCACCAAGGAUGAACGGGCUUGGUCUUUUACCUUCACCGACUUCUCAGUUCCUUUUGCCAUCACCUUCUGGCUAUAUGAAUUUGCUGUCCCCCCGCUCACCUUACGGGUUGCUUUCUCCCGGGGUUCAAUUUCCUCCAUUGAGUCCCAAUUUUGCUUUCUCCCCAAUGGGUCAGUCGGGGAUUUUAGGUCCAGGGCCUCAACCUCCACCUUCUCCUGGUCUUGCGUUUCCAUUGUCUCCUGGUUUUUUCCCCUACCCAAGUCCAAGAUGGAGGGAUCAAUAAUCCAAGUUGUAUUAGUGUUGUUCCCAUCAGUUCCAUACUCAUUGAGGAAUUUGGACUUUCUUCAUACUGAAUCAUAUCCUUCUCAUUCAAGUUUGGUCGGAAAGUAUAAUGUAUACUGCUCGUGUAAGUGUUUCUUUCUUUAUUUGUUUUGUGUCUUUUGUAAUGUCCAUACCCAUUUCGCAAGUUGUUUGCACUUAGGCUACAUAACAGCUGCAAUGCUCUUUGUAUUCUUGAACACGUUUUACAUAGGAAAUAGUGAAGAUUGGAUAACUAAGUUUGAACAUCCUGACAGCAGCUGUAACUUGAAAGGAGCAUAGGUUCGUGCGUAAAAAGAAAAUAUAGGUAGGCAAUUUAGUUUUUUUUAUCUCUUUUGUAAUUGUACUGUUGUGGAUUCCUCAUUAGUUUUAGUUGAAUUCUUGUUCAUUAGUGAGCAUGUGGCAAUAAAAUAUUCAAGCACCUUUCAUUAUUUCUUUUUCCAUGUUAUUCAAAAUAAAAGCACAUGGUGUUAAAACUCUA
Hibiscus syriacus is the source of this 2132-nucleotide messenger RNA. RefSeq names its product protein HAIKU1-like. The transcript is spliced from 2 exons. The coding region runs from base 597 to 1616 and encodes 339 amino acids. NCBI's taxonomy places the organism in Eukaryota, Viridiplantae, Streptophyta, Magnoliopsida, Malvales, Malvaceae. The record is from RefSeq and is a predicted model, not a curated record.